UGCGAGCUGAAUUGUAUGCCCGUCGGUGAGCGGUUCUACUAUCGGCAUCAGGCAAAGGUCACCGACGGAACGCGCUGCAGCGAUGAAUCGUUCAACGUGUGCGUUGACGGCACCUGCCAGCCGGUGGGUUGCGACAUGAUGCUAGGAUCACAGGCGAAGGAGGACAAAUGCCGCAUUUGUCGAGGGGAUGGCAGCAGUUGCAAGACCGCUGCCGGUUUGCUGGACGCCAGCAACCUGCAGGUCGGCUACAACGAUCUACUUCUUAUCCCGACCGGUGCCACGAACGUGCUGAUCAGUGAGCGAGCGCCUUCGAAUAAUUAUCUCGCGAUUCGGAACCUGACCGGGUUCUACCACCUGAACGGCAACUAUCGCAUCGAUUUCCCUCGCUCGAUGCACUUUGCCGGAUGUGAUUGGCACUACGAGCGACGUCCGCAGGGUUUCGCGGCACCUGAUCGGCUUACGUGCCUUGGUCCGACAACGGAAUCGGUCUACCUGGUGCUGCUGUCGCAGGAUCGAAACGUGGGUGUUAACUACGAGUACAGCGUAUCGUCAAAGUCGGCCCCAGUUGACGAGCCAGACAGCUACUCCUGGAUGCACACGGCGUUCGAACCGUGCACUGUUAGCUGUGGUGGUGGCGUACAAACGCGUAAUGUUACCUGCAACAGCCGCAGUUCGUUGCGUGAAGUCGAUGAGGGUCUGUGCAAUUCGAGCGAUAAACCAGCGACCUCGCAGAAGUGUGGUCAGCAGUCGUGCCCGCCACGCUGGUUCGAAGGUCCUUGGAGCAACUGUUCGCAUCCGUGCGGUUCCGAGGGCAAACAAACGCGCGAGGUUUACUGCGAGCGAGUGGCAGAAGAUGGUGAAACUAAGAAGCUGGAAGAAGACGAAUGUUUACAGCUGGUGGGUAACAAGCCGGCCACGGAGCGUGAAUGCAACCAGGGCCUUAUCUGUCCCGAGUGGCACGUCGGACGUUGGACUCCGUGCAACAAGCUGUGCGGUGAGGGCGAGCGGACGCGUAAGGUGACCUGCUUCCGGAAGGAAAACGGACGCAUCACGGUGCUGGAGGACGACGAGUGCAUCACGGAAAAGCCAGCGGUCAGCGAGAAGUGCAUGCUGCGACCGUGUGAGGGUGUCGAUUACAUCACAUCGUCCUGGACAGGGUGUGACGAGUGUGGAGCAACGAUGGAAACCCGCACGGUACACUGCGCCUCGAAGUCGGGAACCGUCUACAACGCGUCCUUCUGCGCCGAUCGUCAGCUGCCUGAGUUGCGCCGCGAAUGCAAGCUAACCCCGUGCGAGUUCCAGUGGUACACAUCCCAGUGGAGCAAGUGUUCGGCCGUCUGUGGUAAAGGGCUGCAAACGCGCACGGUUGUGUGCGGAAUGUUCGAUGGGCAAUCGCUGAAGCGAGCGGACGACGAUUACAAGUGCGAUGCCGAUCAGAAACCCGAGAAGGAGCGUGAAUGUGAUGGCCCACCGGAGUGUCCUGGUCAGUGGUUUACCGGACCGUGGACCGACUGCGAUAAGAGCUGCGGUGGUGGCGUAAUGUCGCGUAAGGUGGUGUGUCUUGCGAACGGAACCGUCGUACCGGAGACGAACUGCGAUGUGGACAAGAUUCAGAUGGCGACGGAGAGCUGCAACAAGCACGAUUGCACUGAGGACGAAGUCAUUCCGGUGGAAGUGGGCAGUACGCAGCCGGCAGAGGACGAUUACGAUGAGGAUGAGCUGUGUGACGAUGAAGGUGAUGGUGAUGAAUCCGACACGGAGAAGGACGAAGGAUCAGCUAUGGGUUUGGGCUCUACCGAGGGCCAGGAUGGCGUUAUGAUGGUCACCGUGGACACCACUCUUGUGGACGGUGUUGAGUUGGGAAGCAGUGAUGGCACUACGGAGACUUCCUUCGAAACGGACGAGGUUAUGAUGAGCGAUGCGACAGGAUUCGAAACUGGAGCAACAGAUGCGGAUGGUGUGACCACGCAGGCCAGUGUGGAAGGAUCGGGCGAUGCUAGCAGCUCUGCUUUGGACGUAUCUGAGGGUUCGGGAGACGAUUCCGAGCUCACGACAGUGGCAACGGCUUCCAGGGCUUCGGAGGAUGCAGCUUCGAGCCAGUCGGACAGCUCAACGGAAUCAGCAGCUUCAUCUGGCAGUUCGAUGGAACCAGCGAGUACUUCUCCAGCCGUUAGUGCGGAAAGCUCUACUGAAAUGUCGGAUGCAGUGACCGAGAGUAAAUCAUCCUCAGUGGACGACUCUUCGGUGACAGCUACGACGGAAAGCGCUACGACGACGGAUUCUUCGACGGACUCCACGACGGAUGUGACGGAAACGUCCACCAGCUCUACUGACCUUGACCUGACCUCCACCGAUGUCAGUGCGACGACGGUCGAUGCAUCCAGCACGAUGGACGCUUCGACCACGGACAUGCCGCAAACAACCACCGACAGCGAGCUACUGAGCACUACGGAUGCAUCCGAGCAGCUGACGACACCCGUUUCUGUCGCCGGAGGAUCCUCGGAUGGUGCAACCACCGACGAAAGCUCCACCGAUUCAAGCACUAAGCUGAUGGAUGGUUCCGAAUCCACCGACGCACCAUCGGUACCAUCGUCUAGCGAGUCCGCAAUGACGACGGAAUCGGUGUCCGGAGGAUCUACGGAAGAAUCCGCAACAUCGGUCUCGACCGACGACAGUUCGACGAUGGUCGAAACAGCGGAAUCUUCUGCUGCUAGCGGCUCAACGGAUGAUUUCACUGGCUCCACCGUGACCGAAGAUGGUUUGGAUGAAACGACGUACGAUAUUUGGGCUUCCUCGACGAGCGCCACCGACUCGGAGACCGACAUGGACACCGAAAGCAGCACACCGUACACGUUGUCCUCGAUCAUCGCUAAAGAGCAGAAACCGCGCAAGUGUAAACCACGCCCGAAGGUGCCACAGUGUGCUAAAUCCACGCACGGAUGUUGUCCUGACGGAAAAACCAAAGCCACGGGACCAUUCCUCGAGGGUUGCACCUUGGCGGAAACGUGCAAGGAUACGAAACACGGUUGCUGCCCCGAUGGAGUGUCCCCGGCAAAGGGCGUCAACAGUAAGGGCUGUCCGAAGCCGGAUUGUGACGAUACGCUGUUCGGAUGCUGCCCGGAUAAGGUCACACCGGCUGAGGGCAACGACAUGGAAGGUUGUCCAGUUGAGACGACGACUGUUGCCGGAUGUACGGCCGCGAAGUUCGGUUGCUGUCCUGAUGGCACUAGCGAAGCGAAGGGCGCCAAUGGUAAAGGAUGUCCUGGAGCUGUCGUGGAGGAGGAUAAGGACACGCCCUCUGGCACGGAUGCACCUCAACCGGUCGAUGGAGCUACUGUGGAGGGUUGCUCGAACACCGAGCAUGGUUGCUGUCCGGAUAACAGCACCGCUGCGAGUGGCCCUGAUGGAAAGGGUUGUGAAGCGUGCAGCCAAGAACCGUUCGGAUGUUGUCCCGAUGGAAAGACGCCAGCACACGGAUACAACGGUGAGGGUUGCUGUCUGGCAACACCGUACGGGUGUUGCCCGGAUAACGUGGUUGCAGCGCAAGGUCCCGACCAGCAAGGAUGCGAUUGUCAGUACGCACCAUUCGGGUGUUGCCCCGACAACAAGACCUCAGCUCGAGGACACGAUAACGAGGGUUGUGGCUGUCAGUACGCCCGGCACGGUUGCUGUCCGGAUCGGGAAACGGAAGCGAAGGGUCCGAACGCGGAAGGAUGUCCUUGUCACGCGCAUCAGUUCGGAUGCUGCCCGGAUGGGGUCACACCGGCAAAAGGACCUCACAGUCAGGGUUGCCACUGUACGCACAGCGAGUUCAAGUGCUGUUCGGAUGGGAAAACACCCGCCAAGGGACCGGAUGGUGAGGGUUGUACGUGCGCGGACAGCAAGUACGGUUGUUGCCCGGAUGGUGCGAGCGAAGCGCAGGGUAGCAAGUUCGAGGGCUGCACGGAGGUCCCGGAAUCACCGCAGAAGGCGUGCGCUUUGCCGAAGGACAAGGGUCCAUGUCAUAACUACACCGUGCGGCAUUUCUUCGACGUCGAGUACGGUGGAUGUGGCCGGUUCUGGUAUGGUGGGUGCGAUGGCAACAAUAACCGGUUCGAUUCGGCGGAUGAGUGCAAGACCAUCUGCGAGACGCCCACCGGCAAGGAUGUGUGCCAUCUGCCGAAGAUCAGUGGCCCGUGUACGGGCCAUUACAACAUGUGGUACUACGACGCGGAACGGAACAUGUGCGCUCAGUUCACGUACGGCGGAUGUCUGGGAAAUGCGAACCGGUUCGAGAAACUCGAGGACUGCAAGGCGCUGUGCAGCGUGGACGAUUCGAAGCCGCCCUGCGAGCAACCGAUGGAUGCUGGCCCGUGCAAUGGAACGUUCGAGCGGUGGUACUACGAUAAGGAGUCGGACGCGUGUCAUCCAUUCCACUUCGGUGGGUGCAAGGGCAACACGAACAACUACGCGACGGAACCCGCUUGCUACUAUCACUGCAAGAAGCCCGGCGUGCACAAGCCAAGCUGCAGCGAACCGCUGGAUGUGGGCGGGUGUGAAGCCCAGCAGCCACGCUGGCACUUUGCCCGGGACAGUAACAAAUGCAUGCCCUUCUACUAUACCGGUUGCGGUGGCAACGAGAACCACUUUGUCUCGCGCGACCAGUGCGAGGAGCAGUGCCCACCGAAGGUUGAAAAGGACACCUGCUUCCUGCCGGCGGAGAUCGGCGAAUGCCAAAACUACACCGCCCACUGGUACUUCGACACGAAGGAGGAACGCUGCCGGCAGUUCUACUACGGCGGUUGUGGUGGCAACGGAAACAACUUCGUCGACGAGCGGUCCUGCGCCAACCGGUGCAUGGAUGAUGGUACGAAGCGUGAUCGCGAACCGGUUCCCGAACCGGUUGGGCCAGGUUCAGCACCAUCGCCGUUCGAUCGCACCCACUGCCAGUUGCCGAUGGAUAAUGGUGAUCGCCAGUGCAGCCAGUACGUGGGACGAUUCCAUUACGACACGCGAACGGGCGGCUGCUCGGUGUUCACUUACACCGGAUGUGGUGGUAACGAGAACAACUUCCUGUCCGUUGAAGCGUGCGAACAAGCUUGCGGGAGUCCGCAGGAUGUCUGCCAGCUGCCUCACGCGUACGGUGAGUGCGAUGGUAACGAAGAACGGUGGUUCUACGAACCGCACGAGCAACGCUGCGUACACUUUGCGUACAGCGGUUGUGGCGGAAAUGGCAACAACUUCCGCAGCGCGGACGAAUGUGAGCGUAGCUGUGGUAAACCGGUUGAUAUGGACAUGCGUGGACCAUCCGAGUCACUGCCAAGCGGCACCAAUGUCAGCCGUUGUGAGGAUGCACCCGACUUUGGCAAUGGCGACGGUGAUGGGGAGUUGAUUCUGUUCUACUACAACGCCGAACGGCGCUCGUGUGAGCGUUUCCGGUACAGCGGUGCCGGUGGAAAUGCGAACCGGUACGGAUCGGAGGAAGAGUGCGAACGUGUCUGUGGAGUUUAUCGCGGCAUGGAUGUAUGUGCGGAUCGAAUGGAUGCGGGUCAGUGUGGUGACAGCAUCCCGAAGUACUACUACGACCUGAGGACGCAUGCGUGCUACGCGUUCAACUACAGCGGCUGCGAAGGCAAUGGAAAUCGCUUCGUUAGUGCAGAGGAAUGCGAAGGAACCUGCGUCCAUCAACGUCACCGACCGGAAGUGGAUGACACUGAGAGGUUGGCCGUUUGCAAGCUCCAGGUUGACAGGGGUGCCCAUGGUGGUUGUGGAAACCGGAACCGCGUGAAACACCGGAAGCGAUGGUACUACGAUGCGGAGCGAGAAACCUGCUUCGCCUUCCGGUACAGUGGAUGCGGCGGCAAUGAGAACAAUUUCCACUCGUACGUCGCCUGUCGGGCGUACUGUAGCUUCGAAUCUAACGCGGUAAAUCCCUGCGAGCAGUACGAAACCGAAUGCAGCCAGCUGGGAUGCCAGUACGGUCUGGCCAAGUCGUACGAUCCCGCCAACGGAUGUGAACGGUGCCAGUGCAAUGAUCCUUGUGCCGAUUACUACUGCCCACCUGGCACACAGUGCGUCGUCGACGUGCAGGGUGCCGAACCGGCCGUUGGCAGUGGUUCUGAGUUUGUCGGUGUGUGCCGUCCCUCGCAGAAACCGGGCGAAUGUCCUCAGCUGGGUAACGCCACGACUCACUGCAACAUCGACUGCCACUCGGAUGCGGACUGUCGCGGUAACAACAAGUGCUGCCAGGCAGGUUGUGCACGACUUUGUAUCAAUCCGGUCACGCGUCCGGCCGUUCCAUCUGGUCCGGUGCAACCAGGCGUACCGACACCCACGGUGCUGGAGAAUGUACCGGAAGAGGAGAUGGACAUCAAGUCGGAGGAAGGUGGUACCGCGACGUUGCGUUGCUUCGCGACCGGUUUUCCGCCUCCUUCGAUUCAGUGGCGCAAGGGACAAAUUACGCUCAACACUGCCCAGGGACGAUACGCGCUCACCUCAACCGGAGACCUGCAGAUUGUGCAACUGCAUCGUACUGACAGCGGCACGUAUGUGUGCAUCGCGGACAACGGUGUUGGAUCGCCGGUGAUGCGCGAAAUUCAGCUGACGGUGAAAGACCCAGUACCACGGGACGCCUACAUCGCCGGCAAAUUGAACGAUUCGCAGAUCGUGGAGCUAGAUCAGCCAGCCACGUUGCGAUGCCUGGCCGGUGGUUACCCGAAACCGGUUGUUACUUGGUGGCGCGAAACGUUCAUGAUGCCGCUGGUGAUGGUGAACCGCGACUUUUCGCUGCAUUUUGCGAGCGUCCGCCUGCAGGACCUGGGUUCGUACGUGUGCCAGGCGUACUCCGGUGCCGGUAAGGGUAUCUCACGUAUGGUCACGAUGCUGGCGCACGGACCUGUCACACCGACCAGCCCGGUGGAUGAGAAGUACCUGAAGUACAUCGUCAACGAGCGCCCGGUCGCAACACGACCACCGGUGGACCGUCGUCCUUCGCGGCCACGUCCUCCGGUCGUCCCGAUUCCACCGGUUGUUGUCCGCACGCCAGUGCCGGUGACGGUCACGUUGCACUUCCCGCAGGGCCGUGAUCUGAUGCCGAACAGCAACUUCACGAUCAACUGCACCGUGGAUGGGUAUCCGAGGCCGACGGUGAACUGGUUCAAGGAUGGGCAGAUGAUGGUACCGACCGAUCGCGUGCACAUCACCGACACGAACAUGCUGACCGUGACGGGAGCGAUACCAUCCGACAGUGGCCAGUACAAGUGCCUGGCGAGGAACGACCACUCGGAAGCAUUCCAGGAAAACAGUAUACGCGUCGAAGGUGUGUACGUGCCGCCGGGAUGCACUGACAACACGCUGUUUGCCAAGUGCGACCUCAUUGUCGCUGGGCACUACUGCAACCACAAGUACUACUCCCGGUUCUGCUGCCGCUCGUGUACGCUGGCGGGGCAGAUUAAUGUAAGCAACCGUUACCGUUAA
Anopheles nili is the source of this 7455-nucleotide messenger RNA. It is a transcript of the gene Ppn, whose product is annotated as papilin. The record is from RefSeq and is a predicted model, not a curated record. Gene Ontology annotation, biological process: extracellular matrix organization. NCBI's taxonomy places the organism in Eukaryota, Metazoa, Arthropoda, Insecta, Diptera, Culicidae. Gene Ontology annotation, cellular component: extracellular matrix; extracellular region. The transcript has 14 exons. The coding region runs from base 16 to 7455 and encodes 2479 amino acids. Gene Ontology annotation, molecular function: metalloendopeptidase activity; serine-type endopeptidase inhibitor activity.